Molecule: messenger RNA, 1357 nt
Organism: Xenia sp. Carnegie-2017
Lineage: Eukaryota; Metazoa; Cnidaria; Anthozoa; Malacalcyonacea; Xeniidae
Product: kinetochore protein Nuf2-like
Exons: 18
Coding region: 32-1357 (441 amino acids)
Biological process (GO): kinetochore organization; mitotic spindle organization; attachment of mitotic spindle microtubules to kinetochore
Cellular component (GO): kinetochore; Ndc80 complex
Molecular function (GO): protein-containing complex binding
Source: RefSeq, a predicted model, not a curated record
AAUUCCCUUUCCAAAAAGCGCGCAAUUCAAAAUGUCGUAUCCUAUUCUUUCAUACGAAGAGGCAAUUUCCAGUUUACGUCAAAUGUUUGACCUAAAUGUGUGCGAAGAGGAGCUCAGAAGACCCACAUCACAGUUUGUUAAGAAACUUAUGCUAGACCUUGCUACAACAUCUCUUGGCAUAUCAAGGGAACAAAUGAUGCAGCCACCUUUCAAGCUGGUCAGUAUGCUUCCUUAUCCAGAUAUUUUAGAGGAAGGAGCAUCGUUUAUAUACUACACAUUGAUUGUACAAAGAUUCCUCCAUUCAUGUUUGGUGAAAGAUUUUUCGAAAAAUGAUCUUACAGAUCCAAAACCAAAACGUACUUUGAACAUCAUAAGUGCUGUAGUAAACUACGAGAAGUUCAAAGGAACUCAGAAUCAACAUUUCGAUCGAGUGACCGAAAAGAAGGAAUCGGUAGCGGAACAAAAAAGGCUUCUUCAGGAAAGAAACAAGGAACUUAAGGGAAAAAUUGCAAAAAUCAAAGCGGCUCGCAGCGUUGACGAAGAAAAGAUACAGCAGGUUCAGCCGAUUGUAGAAGAUCUCAAGAAAGAAGUGAAUGACUUGAACAUAAAACAGGCAUCAGACGUGAAAUACACACAGCAAUUGAAAACGGAAAUUGCCGAGCAGACAUCGAGUCAGGCCGAGUUGAAGGUGCUGAUCGCAAACAACGUUGAAGAAUCGGAGAAGUUAAAGGCGAAAAUCGUAACAUCUCCCGAAAAGUUUCUUGGAGAACUCGAUCGGAUGAGCACCGCCAUCGAGACUUGCAAAUUGGUCAUCGAAGAGAAAAGUCGAAUACUUCACGAGAAAAAAUUUGAAGAAUCUCUCAACGUUGUUGAAGAUAAUUCUUGCACAGCUGAUCGGGUUAUCUCAUCAGUGCAAGAUGAAUUCGCAAAAUUGCAAAAUCGACAGAAAAAAUACCAAGAAAUACUGGAUGAGGCAGCCAUCAACAAUGAACAACUUGAACAUAUUAAUUUUGAACAAAAGAACGCCAAACGUCAGUUGACGAUGAUGAUAGAAAAAAAAGAUCGCAUGGAGCGAGUUUAUGAAAAGAAACUGGCUGCGAAAAGGGACGAGCUUGAAGUGAACAAAAAGGAUGUUGAGAUGUUGCAGAAAAAAGGAAAACAGCUUCAAGAACAAUCUUCGACAGAUGAAGAAUUACAAGAAGUGUUAGCGAAGAUAAAAGCAAUGGAGGAAGACUACGGCAUGAAAAAGAAUUUAGUGAAAGAGGUCUACGAGCAGAUGAUAACCUCGCUGAACAAUUAUCACGAAGGGCUUAGAAAUGGCGCACAUGCUGUGCUGAACGCUUUUUUCAGAUUCUGA